This is a messenger RNA of Acaromyces ingoldii, 558 nucleotides long. RefSeq lists its product as hypothetical. The record is from RefSeq and is a predicted model, not a curated record. The transcript is spliced from 2 exons. The coding region runs from base 67 to 468 and encodes 133 amino acids. NCBI's taxonomy places the organism in Eukaryota, Fungi, Basidiomycota, Exobasidiomycetes, Exobasidiales, Cryptobasidiaceae.
ACGGGGACAGCAAGUGGGGUACGAGGGGCAGCGAGGUUCCUGAGAAGCCGGGAAGUGCUCGUUCGUAUGGCUUCAACCGGACCGCCUGCAGGGCCAACGCCGGGACGAGGGACCGAGCAAGCACCGAGAGCAGGAGAAGACGUCGACAUCCGGACGCGGAGCGUGCUGUUGCAAAAAGGCAGACCGAGACCACAAGCUCAUAGCGGUGCUGGCCGACAUGCCGAGAAGCAGAUGCCCGAAAACAUCAAGGACCGGACCGUGUGGCAGAGCUGGCUGAAUCUCAAGCCCAGGGUGCGGAUCGCCUUUGGGGUUGGCUUCGCGGCAUUGUCGAUUGCGGGCCUGAUGCUGGCCGACAAGCUGGAAUCAAAAAUGCCUGCGCCGGACUCGGACAAGGAGAAGAAGCCGAGGGGUCGUCUGCUGGGCAUUAGUGUCGUAGAUCGACCGGAGGAGAAGACCAAGAAGGUGUAAUUAAUCGCGGUACAGAUGUCUUGUCAUGUCAUAAGUCACUUGCUCCAGAGGACGAGCUUUAAGAGCCAAAUAGUAUGAUUUGAUGCUCAA